AUGGCCCAGUUUGUGACCCACAUCCAGCCCACUCUGAUGGAGGCGUCCCAAGGUCAUGUGCCCCACCACCACGGACAUCAGGUGGGUGUGCAGCACUCGUCGCAUCUGCCCCACUCUGGUCACAACAUGCCCUCGCCGCCCACCCACAAUCACCACCACAGUGGCCAUGGACAUGGUCACCAGCACCACUCCAGUGGUGGUCAUCACGGGGGAGCUGGUGGCCAUUCGCAAACGACGCAAAAGCAGUCGCAUCACACCACCAGCGGCCACGCCCCCAAGGCGCAGCACCACAGUCCGCCCUCGAGGAUCCAUUCUCCGCCGGCGGAGCACCACCCGGAUCAUGUGGGCCACUACGAGUACUUCCAGCACCAGCAUGAGCAGAUCUUCCACCACGAGGGAGCCAAUGGUGGUACCAACCAGAAGCAGCAGGGCCACCACCAUCCCAACAAGCACGAGCACUGCCCCACAGGACACCAGAGUGCGGGCGAUGGAAACACUUCCUUCCUGCGUGCAGCUCGCGCCGGAAAUCUGGAGCGAGUGCUCGAGCAUUUGAAGAACAAUAUUGACAUUAACACUAGCAAUGCGAACGGCCUAAAUGCCCUCCACUUGGCCUCCAAGGAUGGCCACAUUCACGUGGUCUCGGAACUGCUGCGACGUGGGGCGAUUGUGGACAGUGCCACCAAGAAGGGCAACACCGCUCUCCACAUCGCCUCGCUGGCUGGACAGGAGGAGGUGGUGAAGCUGCUGCUGGAGCACAAUGCCUCCGUAAAUGUGCAGUCCCAGAAUGGAUUCACUCCCCUCUACAUGGCCGCUCAGGAAAACCACGAUGCGGUUGUGCGUCUACUUUUGUCCAAUGGCGCCAACCAGAGUCUGGCCACCGAGGAUGGAUUCACCCCGCUGGCUGUGGCCAUGCAGCAGGGGCACGACAAGGUGGUGGCCGUGCUCCUCGAGAGCGACACCCGCGGAAAAGUCAGGCUUCCAGCGCUGCACAUUGCGGCCAAAAAGGACGACGUCAAGGCUGCCACUUUGCUCCUGGAUAAUGACCACAAUCCGGACGUGACUUCCAAGUCGGGCUUCACCCCGCUGCACAUCGCAUCGCAUUAUGGCAACCAGAACAUCGCCAACCUGCUCAUCCAGAAGGGCGCCGAUGUCAACUACUCGGCUAAGCACAACAUCAGUCCACUGCACGUGGCCGCCAAGUGGGGCAAGACCAAUAUGGUGUCCCUGCUCCUGGAGAAAGGCGGUAACAUCGAGGCAAAGACCCGGGAUGGACUCACCCCGCUCCAUUGUGCCGCUCGUUCGGGACACGAGCAAGUGGUGGACAUGCUGCUCGAACGGGGAGCUCCCAUCAGCGCCAAGACCAAAAACGGAUUGGCACCCCUCCAUAUGGCCGCCCAGGGUGAGCAUGUGGACGCCGCCCGCAUCCUGUUGUACCAUCGUGCUCCCGUCGACGAGGUAACCGUGGAUUACCUGACCGCCCUUCAUGUGGCUGCCCACUGCGGUCACGUGAGGGUGGCCAAGCUUCUCCUGGAUCGAAAUGCAGACGCAAAUGCAAGGGCCUUGAAUGGAUUCACUCCACUGCACAUUGCCUGCAAGAAGAACCGCUUGAAGGUGGUGGAGCUGCUGCUGCGGCAUGGGGCCAGUAUAAGUGCCACCACGGAGAGUGGACUCACUCCGCUGCAUGUGGCCGCCUUCAUGGGCUGCAUGAACAUCGUCAUCUAUCUACUGCAGCACGAUGCCAGUCCGGAUGUGCCCACUGUGCGCGGCGAGACGCCACUCCAUCUGGCCGCCAGGGCCAACCAGACCGACAUCAUUCGCAUCCUGCUGCGCAAUGGCGCCCAGGUGGAUGCUCGUGCCCGGGAGCAGCAGACGCCGCUGCACAUCGCCUCGCGGCUGGGAAACGUGGACAUCGUGAUGCUAUUGCUGCAACAUGGAGCCCAGGUGGAUGCCACCACGAAGGACAUGUACACGGCACUUCAUAUUGCCGCCAAGGAGGGCCAGGAUGAGGUAAAAGACCUGAUUGCGAAAAAGAUCACCGACCACAUCGACACCGUGGCCGCUGUGCUAAUUGAUAACGGUGCCGCCUUGGAUGCCGCCACCAAGAAGGGAUUCACCCCUCUGCAUUUGACGGCCAAAUAUGGACACAUCAAGGUGGCCCAGUUGCUGCUCCAGAAGGAGGCGGACGUGGAUGCGCAGGGCAAGAAUGGGGUAACCCCCUUGCAUGUGGCAUGCCACUAUAACAACCAGCAGGUGGCACUGUUGCUCCUGGAAAAGGGAGCCAGUCCACAUGCCACGGCCAAGAAUGGACACACACCCCUUCAUAUUGCAGCAAGGAAGAACCAGAUGGAUAUAGCCACCACCCUGUUGGAAUAUGGCGCUUUGGCCAAUGCCGAGAGCAAGGCCGGAUUCACGCCACUCCAUUUGAGCAGCCAGGAGGGCCAUGCCGAGAUCUCCAAUCUGCUCAUCGAGCACAAGGCCGCCGUCAAUCAUCCGGCCAAGAAUGGUUUGACACCCAUGCACCUGUGUGCCCAGGAGGACAAUGUGAACGUGGCCGAGAUCCUGGAGAAGAAUGGCGCCAACAUCGACAUGGCCACCAAGGCGGGCUACACUCCCUUGCAUGUGGCCUCGCACUUCGGCCAGGCGAACAUGGUGCGCUUCUUGCUGCAGAAUGGAGCCAACGUGGAUGCAGCCACCUCGAUUGGGUAUACACCACUCCAUCAGACCGCCCAGCAGGGUCAUUGCCACAUUGUGAAUCUCCUGCUGGAGCACAAGGCCAAUGCCAAUGCCCAGACGGUCAAUGGACAGACGCCUUUGCACAUUGCCCGCAAACUGGGCUACAUCAGUGUCCUGGACUCGCUGAAAACCAUCACCAAGGAGGACGAGGCUGCGGCUGCUCCUGCCCAAGCCGAGGAGAAGUAUCGCGUGGUGGCGCCAGAGGCCAUGCACGAGUCCUUCAUGUCCGACUCCGAGGAAGAGGGCGGUGACACUAACUGGCAACUGGACGCUGGCUACGAGUUCGGCAUUGGCCCGGUCUAUCUGCCGUACUACCAGGGCGACAAACUCUGUGUCUCCAUGCUGGCCGUUAUCAAGUGCACAAAUUGGCUGUGA
Molecule: messenger RNA, 3108 nt
Organism: Drosophila rhopaloa
Lineage: Eukaryota; Metazoa; Arthropoda; Insecta; Diptera; Drosophilidae
Product: ankyrin-3-like
Exons: 8
Coding region: 1-3108 (1035 amino acids)
Molecular function (GO): protein binding
Source: RefSeq, a predicted model, not a curated record